GCUUUCUGGACCAAUCAGUUUAAAACGCGGUCUAGUUUCACACUUGUUGUGCUUUUAAAAUUUAAACCUACUUAAAUUAAACGGCCUGUGUUUUGUAUUAUUAUUUCUUAAUUAUUAAUUAUUUCUUUGAUAAAUAUAAAUAUUUUUUUUUAAUUUUAUACACUCCUGAACAAUGACCAGUAAAUCGCCUUCUUCAAUAAAAGACUUUUACCGGGCACAAGUUCACAAUAACAAUAGCAAUUCUGCAAAGUCCAUCUAUAAACGACAACUUGACUCAAGUGAUAACGUAUCUCCCUCAUUUAAAAUACCCAGAUCAAUUGAUCAUGAUGUUGUCACAUUAGAAGACUCAGAUGAUGAAGAUUCACUGACCAAUGAAUUCUUGCCUGUCAGAGGAAUCUCUACACCAUCUCCAGGUGCUUUACCUUUUGGUACUGAGGAAACUUUUAACUCUCCAGAAGAUCCAGCGAAAGACCGUUUGUUUAAAAUAUUUUUCCUCAAAUCACAAAACUCUGGUAUACUACGAUCAGCCUACAACUUGCUUUCACGCGAGGUGUUUAAUCCUCGCUGGAUUGAUUUCUCAGAAAUUGAUGAAAUGAUCUCGCUUCAAGAAAAUCCUGUUUUAGUUUUGGAUUCUUUCAAAUCUAGGGAGUUUCCUCUUCUCAAAUCCAAAAAAAGUCUAAAAAUUUUCUCAGUUUUUGCCUUGCUCUCAAUAAAUCCAAGAAAGUCGCAAGACUUAACUUCAUUCGAACAUCCUCACAUUGCCAGUAUUUGCAUGAAAAAGGUAUCAUUAACAUUUUCUGGUAUUUCAGAUCAUUCUGUUGUUUCUGAAAUUAGGAGAAAAGUUCGUUCCAUGGGUGGUAUUUUCAAACCAGCGCUAUAUGCAAAGACAACUCACAUUGUUGCUUCAAACUGGAACUCUGAAAAAGUAAAAUAUUUUAGGAAAGCAAACAAGCCUGUGAUGCGUCCUGAAUGGGUAUUUAAAUGCUGGGAAAAGAGAGAAGAAAUUUCUGACCUUCAUGAGUUGGAUGACUUGGCCCUACCUGUAUUUGCAGGGAUGAAUUUUUGUGUAUCAGGGUUUAACCAACAGGAUCGAACAAGAAUUAGAAAAAUGGUUGAGAACAACGGAGGUAACUGGCAAACCGGUUUGAUUUUGGACCGAUACGAUUUUGAUACUGAAGAUACACAAAGAACUCAAAUUGGUCCUAAUAACAAAACUACUCACUUAGUUGUAGCUCGUAAAGCAGGUGAGAAAUAUAAAGCUGCAAUGAGUGACCGAGACGUAAAAAUUGUUAAUAUUGACUGGAUCAAUGUUUCGCAACUUCAUGGGAUUCCUCAAAUGGAAGAUGACCCAAAAUAUUGUUUAAGGGACGAAAAUGCUUUGAAAGAGUUGAAACGAUUAGAAAGAGAAAGCAAACGUAAACAAUUGCAAGGCUGUAGUCAAAACAGUGCUACUUCAACUCAAGAUAAUUCUGUGCCUAUCCUACCUCCAAAAAAUAAUGUAACUGCCGCCAUCGAAAAAUUGGCUCUCACUAAUAUGAUCUCUUAUACCUGUGUCUUCGAUGGACUCAGCUUUUGUUUUUGUGGCUUAGCCACUAAAUAUCUUCCGCAUGUAAAAAAAAUUAUCUCUCGCCUUGGAGGCACUGUUUAUAACGAGCUUGUACCUUCAGUUACGCAUGUGAUUAUUGGAUCUGAAAUAACUUCUCGUGAUGCAUAUAAUAUCAAUCGACAUGAGGAAAAGUAUCGAAGAAUUUCUAAAGUGGACUUAAACUGGAUUGAGGCAUGUGCUAAUCAUAGAAGUCUGUUCCCUUCACAAUGUGAUGUUAAAUUAGAAAAUUUCAUAGAAAAAAUUAAAUGCACACAAGAUUUACUUCCUAGUGAAGCUAAGGAGAUUGCAUAUGAAAGAGCUUUAAAAAGUGCCGAUGAAUUUGUAAAGGAAAUUGAUUUCGCUGAAAAAUUGAAUCGAAAUAUUAAUUUUAACAAAGCCAAAGACAAUAACAAUAAUAAUAAUCACACAGCUGCCAAGAAUGGUUCAAGGAUGGGCGCUAUUCCUGUUUCACCGAAAUUGGAAAUAACCAAAGAUCUUCACAGCCAAAGAGGAAGUAUCAUGCACAGUAUUCCUGUUGAAUGGGGAUCCCAGCCUACCGACUGAAGCUUUAAUCGAUUGAACAAUGUAUUAUUAAGAUUUAUUUAAAUUAAAAUUUUUUGAUGACAAAUA
Messenger RNA from Tetranychus urticae (two-spotted spider mite), 2215 nucleotides. RefSeq names its product DNA topoisomerase 2-binding protein 1-A. Gene Ontology annotation, biological process: mitotic DNA replication checkpoint signaling; DNA replication initiation; mitotic G2 DNA damage checkpoint signaling. NCBI's taxonomy places the organism in Eukaryota, Metazoa, Arthropoda, Arachnida, Trombidiformes, Tetranychidae. The record is from RefSeq and is a predicted model, not a curated record.